AUGUUAGCAGCGACCCAAGAUAUUGUAGUUGAUGGCUGGGCUCUCACAAUGCUUUCGAAGAGGAACGUUCGAUACCAGUCUACGUGUAACAUUAUGGGACAAAGAGUGGGCUUCCUGAGUAACACUGUAUUUUUAUUACUUAAUUCAGUUAAUUUCUGCAAUAGGUACAUUCGUUCGGAACCUUAUGAUACAGGAAUUCUAACUCUAACAAGUUUUCACUUUUUUGGUGGAUGUGUGUUCAUUGUUACUACAACUCUUAUCUUGAUGUUCAUUCGCGAGCGAACUGAGCCAGAAGAACUGCGAUCAAUUGAGGGCGUGUUAGGAACGUACGCACAACUUUUACGCAUUUUAAAACUUAGACAGAUUCAAGAAUACGCACUUGUAUGCCUUACAAUAAAGGUUGGAUUUACCGCUGCUGAGAAGAUAUCGGGCUUAAAGUUGGUUGAAGCAGGGGUGCCGAAAGAAAACAUAUCAUUACUACAAGUGCCGUUGCAGAUGUUUAAUCUUGUACUUCCUUUGCUCAUUGCAAAGUUUAUUUGGCCUACUCCAAAGAGACCUCUGGACGUAAUGUUGAAGACGAUGCCAUACCGGUUGAUAAUUGGCUUGGUAUGUAUGUCGCUUGUCUGGUGGGCGUCUUCUGUGCGGUUGGAGGAUGGGGAAUUUCCGUAUUACUUUUAUGUGGCAAUGUUUUUAAGUCAUGCGCUUAAACUAGUAACUAUUACUACGAUGUCUAUUGCUUUUGUGACGUUCCAUAAUGAGAUUAGUGACCCGCUGAUUGGUGGAACCUAUACCACUCUGUUAAAUACCGUUCUAAAUCUUGGAACCCAAUGGCCAAAUACAGUUACGCUUUAUUUUCUUGACAUUUUAACCUUCACAUCAUGUCAUGGAGCUACUGAUGGUCAAAGGUACAACUGCUUGAAUGCGAAUGACGUAAAUGGUAGUCAGGUGGCCGUAACCUCUCAUUCAGAAGCUUCUGAGCAACAAUUUUAG
This is a messenger RNA of Anneissia japonica, 990 nucleotides long. Its product is annotated as acetyl-coenzyme A transporter 1-like. Gene Ontology annotation, molecular function: acetyl-CoA transmembrane transporter activity. The record is from RefSeq and is a predicted model, not a curated record. Gene Ontology annotation, cellular component: membrane. The transcript is spliced from 6 exons. NCBI's taxonomy places the organism in Eukaryota, Metazoa, Echinodermata, Crinoidea, Comatulida, Comatulidae. Bases 1 to 990 code for a protein of 329 amino acids.